Molecule: messenger RNA, 2261 nt
Organism: Vicia villosa (hairy vetch)
Lineage: Eukaryota; Viridiplantae; Streptophyta; Magnoliopsida; Fabales; Fabaceae
Exons: 2
Coding region: 248-2245 (665 amino acids)
Source: RefSeq, a predicted model, not a curated record
UUUACCCUAAUUCUAUUCUCCUAUAAGUAGUAAACACUAGCCAAGAGACUAGGGGACGAAAAUCUGAGAGGAGACAGAGCUGCAAGAACACAAAAAACCCUCUAAGAACUCAAAAUCGGUUUAAAAGAUUGAAGGCCUCUCAGGGAGUUUUAAAGGUUGCAAAAGGUUCUCUGAAGGAUUCUGAAGCUGUUAGGAUUAUCACGCUUCAUCAGCACCCCCAGAAUUGCCUCCAAUCGUUCAAGGAAGGAUGAGCACCAAGAAGACCAUUGUUCACCUUUCCGUUUCCACUCCGGAUAUCAAGAAGCUGAAAAUAAUCAAGGAGAAAUUACCAUCAAGUGCCUUGGACAGGUUUGUAAUCCGCUAUGGGAAUAUUUUGGACUUGCUAAGGGUGAGAGUACAAGAAGAAGCAAUUACUGCUUUGGUUCAAUUUUAUGACCCUCCGCUUAGGUGCUUCACUUUUCAAGACUUUCAGUUGGCUCCAACUUUGGAAGAGAUGGAUGCUACUUUGGGGUUCUCAAAAAUUAAAAAAGAAUUCUAUACUGGUGCGGGUAAAGAAGUUGACUUUUCAGAUUUGGCAAAAGCUUUGGGGUUAUCUGCUACGGAAUUGAAGACUAAUUAUAAAACUGAUGGGGAUGUGCAUGGGAUCAAAAGAUCUUACUUAGAAAAUCAAGCUUUAAUGUAUGCUCAAAAGAAACAAUGGGACAUUUGUGGACAUUUAUUAGCUCUUUUGAUUUUUGGAGUUGUCUUAUUGCCAAAAAAUGUUGAUUAUGUUGAUCCCGCUGCCAUUCAUGCUUUCACUUCCUUUAAGGUUUAUGGAAAAGAUCCUACUCCGACUAUCCUCGCUAAUAUUUACUAUGCUAUCCAUACAAAGUAUGAAAAGAAGAGAGGAAUGCUAUUUUGUUGUGUCCACUGGCUAUAUUCUUGGUUGACUUCUCAUCUCUACAAAUCUAGUUGCUUUAUCAAAGAGCUUGCUAGGAACGAGUGGUCUCAAAAGCUAAGGGCUCUUAAAGCUGAUUCUAUCCUAUGGUAUGCAAAGAAAUUAAAAUCUGAUAGGAUCAUUUACAAAUGUGGAGAUUUCGACAAUGUGCCAUUAAUGGGGACUCUUGGUUGUAUUAAUUAUAACCCCGUUUUAGCAUUGCGUCAAUUAGGACAUUCUAUGGAUAGUGAACCUUCGGAGCAACAAAUAGAAGAAUUGAUCUUGCAUGAUAAUGGGAAGGGUGCACCAAGAACAUUGAAAAGAGUGAUUCAAGCUUGGAGUCAGGUUCAAAGAAAAUAUUUUGGGCCAAAGAAUGCAAUUGCAAAAGCACCUUACACCACAUGGGUUCAAGAAAGAGUUGGAAAGAUUUUGCUACCUUUUGUUGUGGAUCCCGCAUACAAGCCUGAUUCUCCCGAUCCUGUUCCUCUAUCCAUCGAAGAGAUAGAAGGGAUCAAGGCUGCCCUAGAGGCAUCCCAAAAGGAAAAAGAGAAACUAGAACUUGAUUUGCAUCAACUUACCAACGAAAGGAGCCAACUACGCUUCGACCUUAAGGAUAAGAACCAAGAACUUCAAGCAAUGAAGGAAGAGAAUGAUAGACAAAGGAGUAAAAGGAAGCGUGCAACUGAAGGGUAUUUAAGUGCUAAUUUUAAUUUGGAAGCACAUAAUGAGAGGUUGGAACAAGCGGAUAGGGAAAUUGCAAGGUGGAGAAGGCGUUACGAAAAGGCUUCCCAUGACAAAACAGAAUCGGAGAAGAAUCUGGAAGCUGUGAUCUUUGAAUUAACUGAUAGGACUAAAGAUCAAGAGGAUGAAAUAAGAGGUCUCAAAUAUGAUCUUCAAGAAGCCCUCAAUGCUGGACAACAAGAACAUGCAAGAAGAUUAACCACGGAGGAAGAGCUUUUACAGCGCACUGGUGAGUAUGAAAGGGCAUUUCAAGCUAUGGUGUCACUUAGGGAAGUAUUCACAAGACAAAAAGAGGAAUUUGAGGCAGCCUUGGAAGAAAAAGAUUAUUGGAAAAGACUUUAUUCAAUUAUUUCUGCGGCGAAUGAGCAUGUGAGCAUGGUUCCCAAGAUGCUCGAAGAAUAUGAAAAAUGUCGUGAGGAUCAUGCUAAGCUAGUCUUCUUGUGUAAUGAUCUAAUCCUGGAUAUUCCAAAAAGUUUGGAAAGAGCAGAAUCUUCUCCCAUCAUCCUUCCUGAAGUCGUCAAAGAGUUUAUGGAGCUUUGUAGGAGCAUGGUGGACAAGUUCAAAGAAGACAUCCAAAGACGCUCUUAGUUUUAUGUUAUUUCCU